AUGCCGUAUAACCGGAGUGACAAAAAUAAAAUAGCUUCACCGUUAACCAUUGUCGACAAAAUAGACAACACCAGUGCUGUCAAGAUGACCGACACAAGUGAAAUUAACGAAAAACCAAACAGAUCCAGUAAAACGUUGUCGCUGUUCAACGCAGCGUCAGUGUGCCUAUUAAAUGUGUUGGACAUUUUGCUUCUGAUCAUCAUCACGCCGUACAGCGUUUAUCGAUACGCUUCCGCGGAUGAUCACAUGAAAAUUAUCCUACGCACUAUCAUGGAAGUCACGCUAGAAUUGUUAAUGUGGACUGUUUUCGCCGGCGUGUCCAUAUUGAUGACUAUAUUCUUGCUCGAGGACAAAGAAAAAAGCGACACAAAGGAAAUGAUCAGCCUGCCAGUGGCGUUGUCGCGAGGCUACAUCAUCAAGCCGUCAAACGACCUCACCGUUGACAAGAGAUUUCUCAACGAUGUGCACACAGUGGUCCACAAUUUAACAGAAUCCACCAUGUUGAAGGAGAAAGCUGUGGUCGAGUCUGCGUCCGCCAUUGGUACGACAAAAUUCAACAUGUUGAAGAGCAUCAACAAAGCCAGUGACCAUGAAAUCGUAAACACGCUAAUCAACGUAAAAUUGGCUCUGCUGGAAGCCCUCAAAGCAGCGAAGAUCGAAUUUAUCAAAACUUUUGCGAAUAAGGGGAUGCUUUUGUUCGAGCAAAUACCGGCUAAAUAUUUCGCUGAUCUAAUGGAGUCGCCGUUCUUCGAUUUCGUAAUGGACACGAUUCUAGCACUCGUCAUUCGACAACGAUACCGAGCACACGAAGGAACAUCCAGCAUAAACGACACCGACGUAUUCCAUCAGAAAGUGGCAGUCCGCGUUCGAUCUCGAUCGAUACCAUUGACGACAAAACCUUGCCCUUUGCGCUUCUUUAACCUAGCAGAGGGCAAACACUUCUGGAGAGGUACUUAUAAUGGACAAUGGAGAGGACCGUUCCGUCCACCAGGUCCACCUUUUCAACCACCGCCAGUACAACAAUUUCCACCGCCAGGACAACAAUUUCCACCGCCAGGACAACAAUUUCCACCACCAGGACAACAAUUUCCAUCGUCUGGACCACCAAACCUGUUACCUGUUGGCGAGCUAGGAAGACCACCCUUCCAAAAUUGGAAUCAAUUUCAACAAACUAAUAUGGUCGACGUCAGUAAAGCUGAAUGGGUUUGCCAAAAUCCGAAAACAGGCGAUAUGAUGUUUAUUACUAGUGUUGAUGGGCAACCGUCUCAAACCGAAGUAUGGCCGAAUACAAGUGAAGACCCUAAUGCUAAUGGAUAUAACAAUCAAGGAAAUCCUCACAAUGGAAAUAAUAAUCAAGGAAAUCCUCACAAUGGAAAUAAUAAUCAAGGAAAUCCUCACAAUGGAAAUAACAAUCAAGGAAAUCCUCACAAUGGAAAUUCCAAUACUGUAAACCCUAAUAAUGAACAUAAUGUACAACCAACUCUACAACCCAGUACAGAUGAACUUUCUCAGCCACAUGGAGGAGAAGGUCUUAUUGAUAUUCGGAUGGGUGCCGCAAGGUAAAUGAAAUAAAAGUGGACAUAUUCAGAAAAACUUGGAGAUGACUGUAAAGGACAAAAAUAAAAAACUACAAUCUUCUGUUCUCAAAA
Messenger RNA from Nomia melanderi (Alkali bee), 1649 nucleotides. RefSeq lists its product as uncharacterized. The record is from RefSeq and is a predicted model, not a curated record. NCBI's taxonomy places the organism in Eukaryota, Metazoa, Arthropoda, Insecta, Hymenoptera, Halictidae.